GAUGGAUGGAGGCAACAUCCCAAAUUCAGUACUGGCUGCCGUAUUCUGAUCUGCUGUGUUGGAAUCUCAGAAGUCGAGAAAUUCUCUACUGGAGAACGAGGGAGAGAGAGCAAGGGAAGGGGGCUGAGGAAGACGACUGUUAGGGGGGAAUGAAGACGGCAGACGUGAACGGCGGAGGCUGCACCGGUGGGGAAAAGAUCAGCAGCGGCUCCGGCAAUGGUGAUAGAGGACGGGCGAAGAAAGGCGGUUGGGGAAGGGUGGGGAGUUUUCAGCGGGAUCUGGUGGCGGGGGCCGUGAUGGGUGGACUGGUGCACACAGUGGUUGCGCCGAUCGAACGGGCGAAACUUCUUCUACAAACGCAGGAGAGCAACGCCGCCAUUCUUGGUUUGACUGGUCACGCGCGUAAGGUUCGCUUUCGCGGCAUGGUUGAUUGCAUCGCCCGCACUGUCCGCGAGGAAGGCGUACUUUCUCUUUGGCGUGGCAACGGCACUAGCGUUCUCCGUUACUACCCUUCCGUCGCCCUCAAUUUCUCUCUCAAGGACCUUUACAGAGGCAUGCUCAGGGAGGAUGGAGAGGCAUCUCCGGCGGGCGGAUUGACCUCAGCCGCCACCGUCAACUUUCUGGCAGCUGCCGGCUGCACCACACUCGUUCUCAUUUACCCUCUCGACAUCGCCCACACCCGGCUUGCCGCCGACAUUGGCAAGUCGGACUCGCGCCAGUUUAGAGGCAUUCUCCACUUCCUCCAAACCAUCCACAAAACCGACGGCAUCCGAGGCAUCUAUAGAGGCCUCCCUGCCUCCCUCCACGGCAUGGUGAUCCACCGUGGCCUCUACUUUGGCGGCUUCGACACUGCUAAGGAGUUUCUCGUGUCAGAAAACUCGGCUUUAUGGAAAAGGUGGGCGACCGCGCAGCUGGUCUCCACGAUGGCCGGGCUGAUUUCCUAUCCGCUCGAUACCGUGCGACGGCGGAUGAUGAUGCAGUCCGGGUUGGAGAAGCAGAUGUAUGGCAGCACUGCAGACUGCUGGAGGAAGAUAUAUGAGACGGAAGGAGUCGUCUCAUUCUACCGCGGUGCGGUUUCGAACAUGUUUAGGAGCACCGGAGCAGCUGCCAUUUUGGUAUUGUAUGAUGAGGUGAAGAGGUUCAUGAACUGGGGCCGAUUAUGACAGGUACAUCCAUUUUUUUUUGGGAAAUUUGCAUACAUACCACACAAUUCUUAUGUAUUUUUGUUUGAUAUUUACACU
Messenger RNA from Phalaenopsis equestris, 1241 nucleotides. Its product is annotated as probable ADP,ATP carrier protein At5g56450. Gene Ontology annotation, molecular function: ATP:ADP antiporter activity. NCBI's taxonomy places the organism in Eukaryota, Viridiplantae, Streptophyta, Magnoliopsida, Asparagales, Orchidaceae. Gene Ontology annotation, cellular component: mitochondrial inner membrane. The record is from RefSeq and is a predicted model, not a curated record. Gene Ontology annotation, biological process: mitochondrial ADP transmembrane transport; mitochondrial ATP transmembrane transport.